UUUGAAGGCUCAGCACAUGCGGCGGCGGCGGCGGCGGCAGGGCGAGGGGCCCACCUCCUUCCCCCCUUCCCCGCGGGUGCGCGGCACUGGGGACAGCAGCGCGGCCAGUAAGAGGUCUGCCGCCGCGCUGGGCUACACGUCGGACCGCUUCGUGCUGCGGCUGCUGCCCCAGGGCGGCCCGCGCCGCGCCCCCGCCAUCCACCGGGGCUACUAUGUCCGGGCCCGAGCGGUGGAGUCGUGCGUCCGGGCGUUCCUGCUGGGCACUCAGGACCACCCUCGCAGGCAGGUGGUCUCCCUGGGCGCCGGCCUGGACUCGCUCUACUUCUGCCUCAAGGGCGCGGGGCUCUCGGCUGACCUGGAUUUCUUCGAGGUGGACCUCCCCGAGGUGGCUUCCCGCAAAGCGGCCGUGAUCGGCGGAUCGGCGGAGUUGAGUGCCUUGGUGGGAAGCGGCGUUCCUGCGGCAUUCGGAAGCAUCAUGUUUUCCGGGGAAGAUUACAAGCUUCUGGGCGUGGAUCUCCGCGAACUGCUCCUGCUGGAGGGGGCCCUGCGUGGCGCUGGCCUGAACCCCGCAACACCCACCCUGAUUAUUGCAGAAGUGGUGCUCCCCUACAUGGAGGUUGAGAGGUCAGAUGCUCUGAUUCAGUGGGCAGCUGGGCACUUCCCGAGGGCAGGGUUCAUUCUGUACGAGCAGAUUCAUCCCAGUGACCCUUUUGGCUGCAUCAUGCAAAAUCACUUUAGCCGGCUACAAUCUCCACUCCACUCCCUAACCUCAUACCCAGACUGCAAGGCCCAACAGAUGCGCUUCCUCCAGAGGGGCUGGACAGAAUGCCGCAUCAUGGAUAUGAAUGAAUUCUAUGGCUGCUUUGUCCCUGGAGAGGAGCAGAAGAGGAUUCAAGCUCUGGAGCCCUUUGAUGAAUUUGAGGAAUGGCAUCUGAAGUGCUCCCAUUAUUUCAUCCUUGCUGCGUCAAAGGGAGAGGCCUUGUUUGCAACUCCUGUGUUUUCCAGGAUGGAAGCCUUCCUGACCCGCUGCGCUCCUUGCUUUGCUGGGACCGUGGCUGCCUGUCUCUGCGGAACGGGUGGGGCAACUGCUGGCCCAAAGCGGUACGGUCAUCGUUCAGUGCUCCUGGCCCCAGGCGUAAUUCUAACCACCGGAGGUUUUGGUGACCAUGGCGGGCGCCACGGCCGCUUGACUGAGCUGCAUAUUCUGAUCAAGCAUGAGGAUGGUUGGAAAAGCGACGAGGUCAGGCUGGCUGAGCUAGGAAUGGCCUGGGAUGGGCGGCUUUUCCACACGGUAACCCUUCUGCGCUCAGGCUGGGCUAUAGCGCUGGGUGGGCGCAAGUCCCCAGUGAACCCUGCUCUGGAAAUCCUUCGCUUAAGAGGACUGGGGGAUGCCGAUUCUUUGAGCCCCAGCAAUCCCGUUAUUGAGCUUGCUCAAUUGCCACCUGUCAAGGGCCUCUCCUUGCCCCGCUGGAGACACACUGCAGCAGAAGUCACGCAUGAAGGACAGGCUUACCUUUUCAUCUACGGAGGCUGCAGUUCUGGGCAGUCUGUGCAAGCUGACUGGUGUUUUCUGCAUGUGGAGGAGCUCUACUGCCAGCAGAUUCCAGUGGAGGGUCCCAUUCCAGCUGGCCGUCACUCACACAGUGCCUGUAGUUGGGCAGGGGGUGUGCUCAUCGCUGGCGGCCUGGAAGCAUCCGAGAAACCUCUGGGCAGCAUUCUGUUUCUGAAGCCAACCAUGAGAGGCUUCCAGUGGCAUUCUGUCGAGACCUGCCCCCCACUCACACCUAGGUAUUCACACACAGCUCACGUGCACUGUGGUAAACUCUUGCUUGUGGGUGGAGUCUGGUUCAGUGCUCCUUCAGUACCUGGUGUUGCUGUGAUAGACCUGGAGACAAGAGUCCUUAUGGAGUAUCACAUUGAUACAGCAUUCCUAGAGUGGCCUCUGAUGCUGCACAACCACAGCAGUGUCUUCAUGCCUGACCGGGAGGAGGUGAUUCUUACUGGUGGGGGCGGCAGCUGCUUCUCCUUUGGGACUCAUCUGAACUGGUCUCCUGUCUGCCUGGAUCUGAGCAGCAUCUGGAGGGCUGGGCCUUGACAUCUGACAGGUCAAGAGGACUUGACUAUGAGAGGACAAGGAUCAAAGCAGGGCUGGAUGACUCCUUACAUUCAAGAGCAUCCCCUCCUUUAGAAACAGUGGCAGCCCCUCCAAGAAGAGCUGCGUUCCUGCAUCAGGAAGACAGUCCGUAGGUGGCACCUGGCUGGGGCAAGGAGUCCAGGCAGCCAAGCAGGGAGGGGUCACGCACACUAAAACUCUUCAUUAGACAUGGAGCCCUGUCUCCUUUCCUACCUCCUAGACGGACAGCCACUGUCAGUAAGAGGGUCUCCUUUGUAAUUCCAGUGGACUUCCAGGGGGAACUUUACAAUUUCCUUUGUAAACCCUUGGAUCUCCGUCUCCUGUGCCCAACUUCUUGUGCAGCACUUCCUUUCUACUGAUUUCAGCUAGCUCUGGGUUAUAUUUUGGUGACUCAACAGAUAGUUUCUCUUGCCAUCUGCCAUUUCCCUACCAGCUCCCAAGGAAAAGCAAAUGAUAGGUGAGGAUCCAAUUAUAUCUUUGCUCUUGGAGGAUUUAGGCCUUGGGCAGUCCUAGCUACUCCCUUGCAUACCUCCACGAAAGCCAGUGGGGUGAGGUGAGGUGGUUACGGUGCUGGCCUAGAAACUAAGAGACUGUGAUUCUAGGCUUCCCAUAGGCGUGAAAGCCGGCUGAGUGACUUUGGGCCAGUCACUCACUCUCUUAGCCCAACCUACCUCACAGGGUUGUUGUGGGGAAAAGAGAAAGCAGGGGAAGGGUUAGUUUUUUUAAUCCCACCUUUAUUAUUUUUAUAAAUAACUCAAGGUGGCGAACAUACCUAAUACUCCUUCCUCCUCCUAUUUUCCCCACAACAUCCACCCUGUGAGGUGGGUUGGGCUGAGAGAGAGUGACUGGCCCAAAGUCACCCAGCUGGCCUUCAUGCCUAAGGCGGAACUCAAACUCACCGUCUCCUGGGUUUCUAGCCCAGAGCCUUAACUGGCUCUCUCUCUCUGCCAUCUUGAGUUGGCCAAAAUAUAAUUUUAAAAGGCGAGAUAAAAACAACAACAGAUGACUAGAGGACAUGGAGAAAAGGUUUUGCCGCCCGCUGCAGAAAGGUAACAUUAGCCUUCCUAGGCGGGGACCCGGGCGUCUUCUGUUUGAUUCCCGGCAGGUGAUGGUGGGGUGGCUCUUGAGUUCUUUUGGCGGGACAGACUAAGGACUGUGUCUGGCUUUGUCCAGGUGAGGAACACUUUUCUCUCUAUACUUGGAGAUGCCGAAAACAAAAUAGAUACCUUUAUUUUCCUCCACCUGAAAUCUCAAUAAAGUCAGGAGGUGCCUCUUAAAAUACUAAUAUUGCAAUAAAAACAGUUUUCAGAUGAAAGUC
Molecule: messenger RNA, 3452 nt
Organism: Candoia aspera
Lineage: Eukaryota; Metazoa; Chordata; Lepidosauria; Squamata; Candoiidae
Gene: LCMT2
Product: leucine carboxyl methyltransferase 2
Exons: 13
Coding region: 17-2095 (692 amino acids)
Biological process (GO): tRNA methylation; wybutosine biosynthetic process
Molecular function (GO): tRNA methyltransferase activity; protein binding
Source: RefSeq, a predicted model, not a curated record